Oppiella nova is the source of this 953-nucleotide messenger RNA. The record is from the annotation of a GenBank genome assembly. Lineage: Eukaryota; Metazoa; Arthropoda; Arachnida; Sarcoptiformes; Oppiidae.
UUGAACUCAAUUGAUGAGUGAAAAUGUGUUCACUUUUAUGACAAUUAGUGACAAUUUGUGACAACAAUUAGUGGACACCUGUUAUGAUGAAUGACUUGAAAGACCAGAAUUCACUGCAUCUGAGUUGGUGUGAUAGCCAAUGGCUACCAGUGCUCAACCAACACAAUGUCUUGGAGUACUUCAGCGAGAGAUCCAAUCCCUUCUAUGACAGGACGUGUAAUAACGAGAUCCUGAAGAUGCAGAGACUGGCCAUUGAACAGCUCAGCAAAUUCCAGGGCAUUGAGUACAUCCUCCUCCACUGUCAGGAGCCCAUCCUGUAUGUGAUCCGAAAGCAGGACCGCCAGACCCCCACUCAGGCCACCCCUAUCGCCGACUACUACAUCAUCGCUGGUGUCGUAUAUCAGGCGCCGGACUUGCAUUCACUCAUAAACUCGCGGAUCCUCUCCACUGUCCACCACUUGUCCUCCGCUUUCGAUGAGUCCUAUUCCUACUCCAGAUAUCAUCCGUCGAAAGGCUAUUGGUUUGAGUUCAGCAAAGAUGGCGACAAAGACGGCAACAAAGAGAAGAGCGAUAAGACAUCGAAGGAGAAGAACAAAGAGGAGAUGAAUAGCAGCACUAAAUUCCAGCGCAAGAGAGUCGACAUCUUGUUGUCUGAAUUGACCAAAAACAGCACUAAAUUCCAGCGCAAGAGAGUCGACAUCUUGUUGUCUGAAUUGACCAAAAAGUUUCCGCCGAAACUCAUUCAACAGACACCACAACAGCCGCCGACCGGCGAUAAGGCGAGCGCUAACUCCUCCCAAAACUCGACUGAAGCCGAGACCAAAGUGGAGGUUAAAGUGGAAAAGGCUGAGUCCAUUGCCGCCCCAUCCCAGACCGCACCGGCACCUAAUGCCCGACGAAUGGCUGACACACCCGGCGCCGGACCACCCGAGAAGAAGCAGAGACUUAAUUGA